AUGAAGAACGUGUCGUGGCUUUCGACUGUCGUCGUUGCCGUCGUGUGCUGCGGCGCCCCAAGGGAUCCAAUUGGGGACAAGCAACCCGCCGCAGGGGGGAGCAUUGGCGCGCAGUUCUUUGCCGAUUCGUUCCCAGUUAUGUCGCCGCACCCCUCCUUCACGUCGCGGAAAUGCUUGCUGUCUCGUCUUCGCUUGAAGGUGAAGGAAGGCCUGGAACCUGGGCGGAAAUACACCGGGGUCCCGAUUGAAGGGACCGGGCGUCGACGGACCUGUACGCCAGUUGGGUGUAUGUAUGCGAACGUCGAGCUGCGUUGUCCCCGUCCCUUUGAGGAGCCCGUGCUGCGAUGCGCUCGGCUGGGGGAUUUUGAGCACGAGGCAGACCUGGCGGGCGCAUCUUAUCGCUGGGCCGAGGCCUUCAGCACAGUCCGCUGCCUGGCGUCGCGCGACGAGGCCUCUGCAUGCUUCCAGGUCGACAUCGGAGACCCGGAGAGGCGGCGCUGCUGCAACCGGUAA
Messenger RNA from Colletotrichum spaethianum, 513 nucleotides. RefSeq lists its product as uncharacterized. Bases 1 to 513 code for a protein of 170 amino acids. Lineage: Eukaryota; Fungi; Ascomycota; Sordariomycetes; Glomerellales; Glomerellaceae. The transcript has a single exon. The record is from RefSeq and is a predicted model, not a curated record.